Beta vulgaris subsp. vulgaris (sugar beet) is the source of this 2224-nucleotide messenger RNA. RefSeq names its product shaggy-related protein kinase theta. The coding region runs from base 358 to 1767 and encodes 469 amino acids. The transcript is spliced from 13 exons. Gene Ontology annotation, biological process: protein phosphorylation; signal transduction. The record is from RefSeq and is a predicted model, not a curated record. Gene Ontology annotation, cellular component: cytoplasm. Gene Ontology annotation, molecular function: ATP binding; protein serine/threonine kinase activity. Lineage: Eukaryota; Viridiplantae; Streptophyta; Magnoliopsida; Caryophyllales; Amaranthaceae.
UGAGGCUAGCCAUGAUUGGAGGUUUGACCAUGCCAGAGGAGAGAGAAAAUCAAAACCCCCAAAUUUUUUAGAGAGAGAAAGCUUUCUUCCAUUUUUGGAGGUAAGAGAGAGAAAGAAACAAGCUUAAUUAAAUUUAAUUUUUCUGGUGUUUUUUUUGGGGAUAUUAUUUUUUUUCUUCGGAAUUUGUAGAGGAGAGAGAAAGGAGAAAGAUAAUUUCUUUCUCUCUCUCUCUUAUUCUUCUUCUUUUCUGGAAAUUUGAAUUUCUAGGGUUUUUUUUUGGUUUUUUUUUGUGAAAUUAAAUUGAAAUUGAAUGUUGUGAGGGAGAAAAGGAGGGGAAGAGAGAGAAAGGAAACAACGAUGAAUGUGAUGCGUCGUCUUAAAAGCAUUGCGUCUGGUCGCACUUCUAUCUCUGAUCCCGGCGGGGACUGUAGCACCAAGAGGGCCAAAGUUGAGCAAGAAACAGAAGGAAGUUUCACAGAUGAAUCACACCCUGAUGAGAGAUGUACUACAGAAGUAGAGCAACAUGUGGCUUCAACAUCCAUGGAGCAAAUUUCAAGUACAUCUGAUGUGAGUUCUAUUGAUAGGACGCAGAAAGCUGAUUAUGAUAAGCUUCCUACAGAAAUGCAUGGAAUGAAAAUCCAGGAAAACAAAGCAGAUAAAGGUGAUGAUAAGGACAUGGAAGCUGCUUUUGUGAGUGGCAGCGGUACUGAAGCUGGGCAGAUAAUUACAACUACAAUGGGUGGCAGAAAUGGGCAGCCAAAGCAGACUGUUUCUUACAUGGCGGAACGUGUCGUUGGUACUGGAUCAUUUGGUGUAGUCUUUCAGGCCAAGUGCUUGGAAAAUGGUGAGCAAGUUGCAAUUAAAAAGGUGUUGCAAGAUAAGCGAUACAAGAACAGGGAACUUUCUAUCAUGCGCUUACUAGAGCAUCCAAAUGUUGUUCUACUGAAGCAUUGUUUCUAUUCGACGACCGAGAAGGAUGAGGUGUACCUUAACCUCGUCCUAGAGUAUGUUCCUGAAACUAUUUACCGUGUUUUGAAACAGCAUAGUAGGAUGAAUCAGCACAUGCCAACGAUCUAUGUGCAACUGUAUACCUACCAGAUUUGUCGAUCCCUCAAUUAUUUACACAAUGUUAUAGGUGUUUGCCAUCGUGACAUCAAGCCCCAGAAUAUACUAGUUAAUCCACAUACUCAUCAAGUAAAGCUCUGUGAUUUUGGAAGUGCAAAGAUGUUGGUUCCAGGUGAGCCCAACAUUUCAUACAUAUGUUCCCGAUAUUAUCGGGCUCCGGAACUGAUCUUUGGAGCUACUGAGUAUACAACUGCAAUUGAUAUGUGGUCUGUGGGUUGUGUAAUGGCCGAACUUCUCCUAGGACAGCCAUUGUUUCCUGGUGAAAGUGGUGUUGAUCAACUGGUGGAGAUUAUUAAGAUUCUGGGAACACCGACUAGAGAAGAAAUAAAGUGUAUGAAUCCGAAUUACAGUGAGUUUAAGUUUCCGCAGAUCAAGGCUCAUCCAUGGCACAAGGUGUUUCACAAGCGUAUGCCCGCUGAAGCGGUAGAUAUUGUAUCAAGAUUGCUCCAAUAUUCACCAAAGCUUCGAUGUACAGCUCUGGAGGCUUGUGCACAUCAUUUCUUCGAUGAUCUCCGAGAUCCAAAUGCAUGCUUACCUAAUGGCAGACCUCUUCCUCCUCUAUUCAACUUCACACCUGAAGAGCUGGCUCAUGCGACACCCGAAUUACGUGCGCGUCUCACCCUUGACCCCACAAAGAAGUAAAAAUUUCCAAGGCAAUGGUUGCGUCCCCCGGCUAUGGAUAUUUUCCCCUUGAUUUGCUAAUAUGUCCAACUGUGGGUGCUCUUGAAGCUUGUCAUUAUCGUUCCCCGAUUUACACAGAUAUCCAGAAUGAACACUUUGCUAGGCAGAUCAGCAUAUGUUAAUAACUGAGACUGUUUUCUUUGACCGAGUGAUUGGGGAAGUAUCAAGUUUUUAAGAGUGAGAUAUGUGUGGCAAUGGAGGUUUUUUAGCAAUAUUUCCAAAGUUACGGCGCCUCUCCAAUUAUGGUGAAUUGGCAUGUGUAAUUGUGUAUGUUUUUGUAUCUAGUCCUUGGUUAUCUCUGGCCAUCAACACUUUCAUGGAGACUAGACAACUCUUUGCCAUUAUUAGGCUACCUGUAAGUUAUUGUCACUUUUGUGCAUUAUUAUGAGGUGUUUUGGAGAAGAAGUUUAAGCUUUCA